Molecule: messenger RNA, 3271 nt
Organism: Rhinolophus ferrumequinum (greater horseshoe bat)
Lineage: Eukaryota; Metazoa; Chordata; Mammalia; Chiroptera; Rhinolophidae
Gene: IQCE
Product: IQ motif containing E
Exons: 21
Coding region: 131-2095 (654 amino acids)
Molecular function (GO): protein binding
Source: RefSeq, a predicted model, not a curated record
CCAUGGCAACGGGGUCGCGGCGGGCGCGCGGGCUGACCCGGAGGCUGCAGGCGGCCCGGCGGCCCGCGGAGCCCCAGUGCCGGACAGCCGCUCCUGCAGCGCCGACAGGCGGCCUGGCCGCGCCGCCGCGAUGUCGCUGGGCACCGGGGAUGCGGCCUCGGACACGGGAGAUGACAGUCUGUCUGUGGUUACCUUCGACUCUGACGUUGAGACGAAAGCAAAGAGGAAAAGUUUCCACAAACCUCUCCCCACAUCGCCAAAGUCGCCAUAUCACUCUAAGCCGAGGAAAGUGGCAUCCUGGAGGUCUCUGAAGGCAGCAGCGAGCGUGCCCCUUGGCAACAGAAUGUCCUUAACCCCACAGAAGCUGUGGCUGGGAAGCUCAAAGCAAGGUCAUGUUCCUGGGACCCCUGUGUACAGAGAGAAAGAAGACAUGUAUGACGAGAUUAUUGAGCUGAAGAAGUCGCUGCACAUGCAGAAACGUGAUGCGGACCUGCUGAGGACAAAGCUUCGGCGCCUGGAAGAGGAAAACAGCAGGAAGGACCGGCAGAUAGAGCAGCUCUUGGACCAGUCCCGAGGCCCGGAGUUUGUUCGGACUCUGGCAGAGAAAAGGCCUGAUACUGGCUGGGUCGUGAAUGGGCUAAAGCAGAGGGUUCUGAAGCUGGAGCAGCAGUGCAAGGACAAGGACAGCUCUAUCCACAAACUGCAGACUGACCUGAAGACCACGAACUUGGAAGAGAUGAGGAUUGCCAUGGAGACGUGCUACGAGGAGAUUCAUCGUCUCCAGACUCUCUUGGCGAGUUCUGAAGUGACAGGAAGGAAGCCUCCCAUGGAGAAGAAAAGUGGCCUUAAAAGGCAGAAAAAAAUGAGCAGUGCCCUCCUGAGCUUGUCCCGGAGCGUUCAGGAGCUCACGGAGGAGAACCGGACUCUGAAGGAGGACCUGGACCGUGUGCUGAGCAACUCACCCACCGUCGCCAGGACAAAGGGUUACACGGAGUGGAGUAAGCCGCGGCUGCUGAGACGGAUCGCAGAGCUGGAGAAGAAGAUAAGCUCAAUGGAAAGCCCCAGAUCACACGCUUCAGAAGUGGACAGGUCAGACCCCUUGGGUCACUCUGCUUCCAGCUCUGUGGUGCACAGACAGCCACAAUCCGAGUGCCAAGAGGACAGCGAAUGUCUCCGGGGUGCGGUGAGGAGCCUGAAAGGCGAGCAGAAGGCCCUGCAGGUGCAGCUGCAGGAAAGAGAUCUGGAAGUGAAGCAGCUGCUCCAAGCAAAGGCUGACUUGCAGAAGGAGCUGGAAGAUGUGAAGGAAGGUGAGAAGGCGAGAAGAGAAAGAGAGGAGGCUUUGAGAGAGGAAAUUCAAACCCUUACCAAGAAGUUUCAAGAACUAGAAGAAAUUAAGAAAGAAGAGGACAGUGACCUCGUGGAAGUGAGCCCUGAGCCCCAGGAGUGGCCCCGACCUUGCCAUCCUGCCAGCACUCCCUCUCAGCGGGCCUCUGAGCCGGAUGAAGCCAGUGCCCCCUGCACCUGCUUGGAGGGGCGGAGACAGGCCGCAGCCAGGCUCCUGCAGGCGCGGUGGAAGGCGUACAGGAACCAGGAAACAAAAGCUGUUCUGGAUGAGGCGGCCACUGUGCUGCAGGCAGCUUUCAGGGGACAUCGAGCGCGGGUAAAGCUCUUAUCAAGCAAGGUGUGUGGUUCAGAAUCUGCCAGCGUGCCCAGCCUCCCCAGCCAGCUGCAGAGCUGCCCCUCACCCUGCCUCCUGAGCCCCAUUGUCCAGGCCGAGGGUGACCCAGGGCACGAGGAGGCCAUUACCAUCAUCCAGUCCAUCUUCCGGGCACACCUGGCACGGAUCAGGCACAGGGCUACCGGGCAAAGAACCCCCAGUGCGGAUCCUGCCAGGAGGAGGUCUGCUCCAGCCGCACACAGCGAGCCCUCCUCGCCACCCCUCCCUGCAGCUUCUGAUACGGAAGACAGUGAAGUGAGCAGUGGGGACACGGUGGACGGACCAGCUCCUGAGGAUGAGGACGAAGCCCCGAGGGGGUCAGGGGUGCCGGCAGCCCUGUGGCCCUGCCCUGGUGAGUGGGAGGCAUGGCGGCCGUAGUGAGGGGUCACAGUGCAGGAAGGAGGGCGGCCGCUGGCCAGUGCCCUUGGCCUGGGAGAACCUGCACACACUAAGGUUACGCCCCGUCUCCCCUGGAGAUCACCAUGGCGUUUUAUCCAUGUCGGUCACUUUUUCCAGCUCUGCCAGAGCUAGCAAGCUUUGAGCUUUGAUAGUCUCUCCAAAACCUCCGUUUAUGAAGCUCAGCUCUGGGACUCAAAGGAAAGAUGUGCAAAGCCCCAAAGCCAGAGGGGCCCUGCUGGAACUUCCAAACUCCCCACAGGCUUUACAUUCUUCUCUGAAAACCCGUCCCCGUGCCGAUCUCACCAGCUGCUACAUUUGGCAGCCUUUCGAUUCUUGGAUCAGGGCUAAUGUGUUCGUGACACUGCCCUUUUCUCCUCUGGUUAAAUGUGUAAUUUUAAAGCUCAGCUUCGCCCUCGUCUACAAUCGCAGCCGCACAGCACGUUCCCUUGUGUUCACCCCCAGAAACGGGUCCGUGUGAGAGUGCAAAGCAAGCCCUGGUUUGAUCUGACCGUAAAAUGUUUUUAAAGAAAAAAAAACAAAAACCCUGAAGAUAACCUUGAAAACUGAUGUUUUUAAUGUCAUACAGUAGCACUUUAAUAUUAAUUUUCUUGAAAGUUACAGAAAAAAAGCCAAUGCAGUUAUAGUACCUGCAGCACUGAGUAAACUUCCUUCCCUUUUUUAUCUCACAUCAUUGUUUGGUUAGAUUUUUUCUUUCGUUUUAUGAAGCAGUAAGAGCCAGGCCCUUCUCCAGGGCUGCUAGUGGUGAGGACCCGUCUCUCACAUCCCUCGCCCCAGGUCCAAGGAGGCAUGUGGGGUCACCCUUCCCCAUGCAGUCUGUAGGUGGCAUCUCAUUCUAGUGUAGACUAACGGAUUGGAACAGGUUAGCUCUGCUGGAAGAAAGGAGUAGAAAUGGUCUGAGUGGUGAAACAGCUUGAAAGCUCACAAGUGGCCAUUGGUUGGGUCCUGCCUCCCCCACCUGGGGUGGGUGUGUUCUCACGAGGAAGCUGGUGGCCACAGCACAGAAUUCAGCUGCCCCCAGGUGGGCCCAGCCCCCCGGGACGCUGCUGUGAGGACGACUCAGAGAACCACUACUGCAGACAUGAGUCCCUUCGGAGCUGGCAAAUCCUCACCUUUGGCAGGUGCUUUGCUUUUUGG